UGUGUUAUACUACUAGUGAAUUUCCUGAACGUGGACGAUGCCGAUCGAAUGUGGACGACGGUGGAGUGAAACGGUGUUGAUGGAAGGAUUGUAGUGUACUGAAGAAAACUGGCUGGGGUUUAGUUUAGCAGAAGCAUUUGAACAUAAGUGUUAACACACAAAAGGAUGUCGGUUUCGCAAGAUUGUGCAAAUUGGUUAAAUUAAUAAGAAACGGGGAAUCCAUAAAAAGAAUGAGUGAAAAUAUUUAGUGAUUUGCUGAAAAAGUGUGUUUGUUAAUUGUAUAGAUUGACAGAAUAAUUGCGUUGGUUGCAAUACAAUUUCGCAUUGGUUGCAAUAACAAUUAUGUCUUCCCCCGAAGUGGAUAUCGAUGUCAACGUGGUGUCCAGUCCGGAACCGAGCCCUCGUGGAGCCGUAGGUUCAGAAAGCCCACGUGGUCUACACAGCGAUGAUGAACAAAUAUCAUCGCCGGACAGCUCACACCCACACCUCAGUCAUCUGCAUCAUCCGGCGCUUGCCAAUCACCUACAGCACAGUGCAACUAGUCAACAUAACUAUCAUAGUAUAGCCAGUGGCCUAAGUAAUAAUAACAAUAGUUUCUCGCAUAGUCCUGAAUCUCGGCUCAGUCCACCAAAGACGCCGCCGUCGACAGAUCCUCACUUGCAGUCGAGCGGUGGACAGCCAACUUUGGGGAAGACGGCGGCAACACCUGGAUAUACUAGUUUUUCAAUUUCCAGUAUUCUUAGCCGUAAUGAACCCUGUUCGAAGAAAGGUGUGAUAACGCCCAUUCCUUCGUUACCACUGUCCGCCGCAGCGGCAGCUGCAGCAGCAGUUGCAUCGUCGAAUGGAAAUGGCAGUAUCAAUGGUGCCACUAGCCCGCAGGAUGCUGCGAUGUUGUCCAG
Messenger RNA from Ochlerotatus camptorhynchus, 899 nucleotides. Its product is annotated as homeobox protein Hmx-like. The transcript has a single exon. NCBI's taxonomy places the organism in Eukaryota, Metazoa, Arthropoda, Insecta, Diptera, Culicidae. The annotation marks the transcript as partial. The record is from RefSeq and is a predicted model, not a curated record.